AAAUACACACGUUCGAUAACUUUGGAAUGUUUUUAUACGAAAAAAUAAAAACAUAAAAAUGGAUUUAAAAUCGGGGAUUGUGCUCUUAAUGCUCCUUAUUGGGAGCUUAGCCGCCCCGAAACCCGAAGAAGACAUGUCGAUUUUCUUCAACCAAAUGGACCCGGAGGCGCGCAUCGUCGGCGGGACCCAGGCGCCUCAGAGCCGUCACAGGCACAUGGUGGCACUGACCACCGGCGUGUCGGUCCGCAGUUUGGUCUGCGGCGGCUCCCUGGUCUCCGUGAGGACUGUACUCACAGCUGCGCACUGUAUCAACGCUGUCUUCUCCGGUGGUGCACUUAACAGCAAUCUCCGGGUAGUAGUCGGCACAACAUAUUGGAACUACGGCGGCACUGCAUACGCCAUCGAGCGUAACGUAACUCAUUCUAACUACGUGUCUUCGACCAUCAAGAAUGACAUCGGGCUCCUAAUCACCACAACAGACGUCGCACUAUCUAAUACGGUGGUCGUGCUGCCGCUGAAUUUCGACUUCCAACCCGGCGACGUGCAGGCCCGAGUCGCCGGCUGGGGCAGAAUUGCGCAAGGCGCAGCCCUAUCGGCUGUUCUCUUAGAAUUGAACGUACCAACGAUCGACGGCCAGCGCUGCAUAGAAGAAGUACAAGCAGCCAGCGCCCAGUGGAACAUGAACGCGCCCCCUGUCGAGCCACACAUAGAGAUCUGUACUUACCACUCGCCUGGCUAUGGCGCCUGUAAUGGUGACUCCGGCAGUGCUUUAGUGCGUAUAGAUAUCCAUGAGCAGAUUGGUAUAGUGUCGUGGGGCUUUGCAUGCGCACGUGGUGCACCUGACAUGUUUGUACGUGUCAGUGCUUACAGGAAUUGGUUGCUGGAAAACAUCGUCUGAAAUGCUUGACGCAAAUAGUACACACACCCUGAUAGCAUCGUGACCUUUGUGUCUCUAAAAUGUCUUUAUUUAGUCUAUAAUUCUAUUUAGUCUAUAAUUAGGUCUAUAAUUCUAAAAAUAUGCCAUUUUCAGUUAUUUUAGUGUCUACAGCUCUAAAAAGAUGCCAUUAUUUAGUCGUUUUAUGAUCCACGACACAAUAAUACGCUCUUAUUUAGUCAUUUAGAAUCGCAGACCUUAGAAAGACGUUAUACUUUAGUUAUUUUAGACUCAACGACAUUAAAAACAGUUUUAAAAAUUUUUAGUUCACAGUCUGUACGUAGUCUGCGACUAAAAAGACCUAAUUCUUUUAGUUUUUUUUUCAUGACCCUAAUUACGUGUUUUUGAGUCAGACGACGCUGUGCUAUCUGGGGAGCGGAGAUUAAAGAUAUUGUAAAAUAAUUUGAACUGAAAACCAUUUUUCUAUUGUAAGAAAAACGGUAUAUUUUAAUUAGGCAUUAUAUUAUACAUUAUAUCCGAAAUAAAAAAAAAAUGUAUAAAAAUAAAUAUAUGAUAGUAAUUAAA
Molecule: messenger RNA, 1459 nt
Organism: Galleria mellonella (greater wax moth)
Lineage: Eukaryota; Metazoa; Arthropoda; Insecta; Lepidoptera; Pyralidae
Product: chymotrypsin-2-like
Exons: 5
Coding region: 59-898 (279 amino acids)
Biological process (GO): proteolysis
Molecular function (GO): serine-type endopeptidase activity
Source: RefSeq, a predicted model, not a curated record